AUGUCGGAAAGAAAGUACUACCCGCCCGACUUCGAUCCAAGCAAGAUCUCGCGCGCUCGAAAGCCGAAGGAUGCUGGUCCCAAGGUCCAAACCGUUCGCCUCAUGGCCCCCUUCUCGAUGAAAUGCUUGGCAUGCGGAGAGUUCAUCUACAAGGGUCGCAAGUUCAACGCUAGGAAGGAAACGACCGAUGAGACCUAUUACGCCAUCAAGAUUUACCGUUUCUAUAUCCGAUGCACGCGCUGCAGCGCCGAAAUCACCUUCAAAACCUCCCCCAAGCACAUGGACUAUGACUGCGAACGCGGCGCAAAACGCAACUUCGAACCAUGGCGCGAGGAGAAGCUAAACCAGGAAACGGAUGAAGAGCGUCUGGACCGCCUGGAGCGCGAGGAGGCUGAGCGCGAUGCCAUGGCCGAGCUGGAAACGAAGACUCUGGACGCAAAGACCGAGAUGGCUAUCGCAGACGCGUUAGACGAGAUCCGCACAAGGAACGCGAGGAUCGAGCGCGGCGAGUUCACCGCCGAAGCCAAAGUCGAAAGGGACCCGCGCGAUGCAGAGAGGGAAAGACAAGAGAAGGAGGAUGAAGAGGCUGCAAGACGCGCUUUCGAGACUGCAAACGGCGAGCGUGUUCGCCGAUUGGACGAGACUGCCACUACGGAUGCCCCGGAAGCUUCCUCAUCCUCCGCCAGUGCCGCAGAUGCGAUUGCCAUGCCUCCCCCUUCUUUCAAAAGGACGGCCAAAAAGAAGAAGGAUUUCGGCGCAGCCCUGGGCAUCAAGAAGAAGCAGUCACUGGUCUAA
Messenger RNA from Diplodia corticola, 795 nucleotides. Its product is annotated as mrna splicing protein yju2. NCBI's taxonomy places the organism in Eukaryota, Fungi, Ascomycota, Dothideomycetes, Botryosphaeriales, Botryosphaeriaceae. The transcript is spliced from 4 exons. Gene Ontology annotation, biological process: mRNA splicing, via spliceosome. Bases 1 to 795 code for a protein of 264 amino acids. The record is from RefSeq and is a predicted model, not a curated record. Gene Ontology annotation, cellular component: U2-type catalytic step 1 spliceosome.